GCACGCCGUCGCCCUACGCGGCAUAGUGUCGGCGCUAGGCACGCGAGAAUCCGGUAGCCUGGUUGGGGAUCAGAGCAGGGAGGGCCGCUGCGCUGCUGUUCCUUCGAGACAAAACCAGAUCGGUCCCCGACAGGAUCGUUUCCAGGGCUUGGCUUCUUUUCUUCGAGAUUUCUAGAGCAGCGGAACGCUCCCUCACAGUCAUUACAGACACAUCAAUCAUGAAGUAUUCGGCUUCUUCUCUCGGGCUGUUGCUCAGCCUCGGCCCGGCGCUCGCCGUCUCGAAGCACUGCCCGUGCAUCCGGAACUCGGCGCUGUCGGUGCUGACGGCGGACAAGGCGACGGCCUUUUGCUCGUCCUUCCUCGGCUACGACUACGAGCCCAUCACCGUCACCACGACGCCCGUCACCACCGUCGCUACCACGGUCAUUACCUCGCUCACUGCCACCGCCACCGACCCCCAGACGGUCGAUGCCAUCGAGAUGACGACGUCUACGUCGACGUCGAUAGUGUCGUCGACGAGCUACAAGCGUAGCGGCGGCCCCGGCCCCACCCUCAUCAACAAGCGCACCAUCACCUUCAUAAGCGAGCCCACGACUCCCUCAGGACUCGAGCCGUACGACUCGUCCGUCAUCAGCACGGCGUGCAACUGCUACGUGACCAGCCCCGCCGCGGCGCCGACCGUGACCGUGACAUCGGCCGCGACCGAAUUCUCGACAGCAACAAGCUCCUACACCGCGCUCACCAUCACCGAGUCGCCGGCCGUCGCGACCGAAACGGUGACCGUUACCGUGGGCGCCUUGGCAACCACCACCGUGGUCGUGUCGGGGCCGCCGACCCUCAUCUUCAACCUGGUAGCCACGUACACGGCGAACUGCGUGCCGUACAACUACCAGACGAUCAACUUCGGGCUGACCGAAGCCACACCCAGCUUCGAGGGCGCCUUCCAGUACUGCGCCGCCAAAUGCCAGAGCUACGCCGGCUGCACGCAGAUCUACGUCUCCUGGGACGGGUCCACGUCCUUCGACUGCAUGACGGGCACCGUGGGGACGUAUGGCUGGGACAGCUCCGAGUUCCAGUGCAACUACCCCCCCAUUCACAAGAACGGCUAUUGGUUUAACGUCGGCACCACCACCGCGCCGAGCGCGCCGUGAGGGCGGAGCGUCCGCUCGCUUGUAGCACUCUGCGUAGUUAAUGUCUAAUUUGACAACAAGAUCUCUUGGCUCUCCGUGCAUGUCCGCAACGUCUCGACUGUAAUCAUGUUGCCCACUGAAUCUGGGGCUGUUUCGUCCUCGUGUUGUAAUAGCGGCGGCAGUCCAACCAGGGAAAAUAAAGCAUGUG
Molecule: messenger RNA, 1338 nt
Organism: Lasiosphaeria miniovina
Lineage: Eukaryota; Fungi; Ascomycota; Sordariomycetes; Sordariales; Lasiosphaeriaceae
Exons: 2
Coding region: 219-1151 (310 amino acids)
Source: RefSeq, a predicted model, not a curated record